Molecule: messenger RNA, 1159 nt
Organism: Limanda limanda (common dab)
Lineage: Eukaryota; Metazoa; Chordata; Actinopteri; Pleuronectiformes; Pleuronectidae
Product: olfactory receptor 6S1-like
Exons: 1
Coding region: 1-951 (316 amino acids)
Biological process (GO): G protein-coupled receptor signaling pathway
Cellular component (GO): membrane
Molecular function (GO): olfactory receptor activity; G protein-coupled receptor activity
Source: RefSeq, a predicted model, not a curated record
AUGACGUGGAACAGCUCGCUGGCCGCUGUGACGUCACUGACGCUGGACGGGGUCGCGCAGCUGUCCGAGCACCGCUGGAUCUUCUUCUUCGUGUUCUUCGCGCUGUACGUGUUCGUGCUGGUCAGUGACGUGCUCGUGAUCUACGUCAUCGCGUCGCAGCGCAGCCUGCACCGGCCCAUGUUCGUGCUCGUGGCCGCGGUGCUGCUGAACUCGCUGUGCGGCGGCGCGGCGGUGUACCCGCGGCUGCUGGCGGACCUGGCGUCGGGUCUGCGACACGUCACGGUGCCGCGGCCGGUGUGCGUGACGCAGGCCUACGUGGUGUCGUCACUUGGCUCGUCCAGCUUCAUGCUGCUGGCCGCCAUGUCGCUGGACCGCUACGUGUCCAUCUGCCGCCCGCUGCGCGCCGCCGCGCUCAUGUCGCCUGCCGCGCUAGCGGCGCUGCUGCUGCUGUGCUUCCUGCUGCCGGCCGCGCUGGUGGGGGGGGCCGCGCUGCAGGCGGCAAGCCUGCCGCUCUGCCGCACGCGGCUGCGCAGACUCUACUGUGACGUGUACAGUCUCGUCACUCUGAGCUGCGGCGGCGGGGCCGCGCCGGGCGCGCUCCCGCUGCAGGUGUACGGCCUGCUGUGCUCCGCGGCCACCAUGCUCGCUCCCGUGCUCUUCGUGCUCGUGACCUACGGCCGGAUCCUCGUCAUCUGUGCGCGCGACUCGCGCACGAACAGCAGCAAAGCGCUGCGCACGUGCGUCCCGCACCUGCUCGUGCUCGUCAACUACUCCGUGACCGCCGGGGUGGAGCUGCUGCAGCGCCGCCUGCAGGCCGGGGGCGCGCCCGCAGCCUCCGUGCUCAGCUCCCUGCUCGUCUUCAUCGUCCCCACCGUGUGCAACCCGCUGGUCUACGGACUGAAGGUGGAGCAGAUCCUCACCGAGCUGAAGAGACUGCUGAGGGUCAGCUGAUCCUGAUCCACAUCUGGAUCAGCUGAUCCUGAUCCAGAUCCAUCAGGAUCAGCUGAUCCACCAACACCCACGCCAACAUCUGUGAAGAAAUCACAACAGUUUCAUUUAAAGAUUUUAAACUUGUUUAUUUUGUGUCUUUCUGCCUCAGCAAAGAUCAAAUGAAUCAUACACAUAUAAAUGUCACAUGUCAGUAUUAUUGUUUUUAAUU